Messenger RNA from Pieris napi, 1548 nucleotides. It is a transcript of the gene IFT46, whose product is annotated as intraflagellar transport protein 46 homolog. The transcript is spliced from 7 exons. The record is from RefSeq and is a predicted model, not a curated record. Lineage: Eukaryota; Metazoa; Arthropoda; Insecta; Lepidoptera; Pieridae. Gene Ontology annotation, cellular component: centrosome; motile cilium; intraciliary transport particle B. Bases 275 to 1432 code for a protein of 385 amino acids. Gene Ontology annotation, biological process: cilium assembly; intraciliary transport.
UCUCUCAAAUAAAAUUUUCGUAAUUUCUUGACCAACUUUAUUAACAAUUGUAAGCGUUAAAUCUUUUCACGACUUAAAUUAUUAGAUUUUUGAAUGAGAUAUUUUUUAACUUUGAGUAAGCAUAACACAUGUGAAUUAUGGUUCCAUUAUUCCCAUUAAUCACAUAUGAACCAGCAAAUUUGGUACCAACGUGUACCAGACAAUUAUUAGUACCGGGAGCCAUUCAUACUUCCGCUACCUCCAAAGUAACCCGCUCUUGUGCCAACCGGUUGCCAUGGAAACCAGUAACAAACACUGCCAGACAUUGUCAUUAACAGAAGUUCGUUCCGAUGAUUUUCCAAUGUAUGACGAGACUGUAGAAGUGGAUGCCAAGGAAAUUGAUAGCCCUUCUGAAGACGAGAUGUCCAAGUUCAACCCUCCAGUCCGGCAUACGGCGAGACAUGACUUUGAUUCUGACUCCGCCAGUGACGACACGCCGGAGAAGUUUGACUCAUCAGAGGAGGAUCAGUCGCCGGAUCGACAGUCGAAGCAUUCGGAUAAGGAUAACAAUACAAAAGCUAAAAAUAACGACCUCUCCCGGCAGUCCAGUCGUCGGCACGAUUCUUCUAAUUCCGAAUCGGAUAGUGCGGAUUUAGAGGCAGUGUUAAAUCGGCCCGACCCAGUGCUGCCAACUAGCGGCAAAAAACGAGGAGUCGUUAUACCAGCUGAAGGGGCCUAUGAUCCCAAACAGUUUGCUGAUCUGAAAGUGCCAGCUGAAAUGGAGAACAUCUUUCAAUAUAUCAUGAAAUACACGCCCCAGAAGAUAGAUAUAGACUUCAAGCUCCAGCCCUUCAUACCGGAAUAUGUCCCAGGUGUUGGCGACACGGAUGCGUUCAUAAAAGUCUCCGCGCCCGUAUGCGGUCUAAGAGCUGAGCCCCUUGCUGAACGCGCCCUUAACAUGAUUGAUAAUUUAGGUUUAACAAUAUUGGACGAACCAGCGGCUGAACAAAGUGACACGGCGUUGUUGCAUCUCCAACUUAGAGCCAUUUCUAAGACUAGCAGUGCGAAAUCCAAUCUUUUAACGAAGAAAAUCGAGAAUGCCGAAAGCAAUCCCAAGGCGAUAGAGAGAUGGAUAAAAGAUGUCAGCGAGUUACAUAUAUCGAAACCGGCCCCCACCGUCAGUUAUACUACAAAAAUGCCGGAUAUAGACAGCCUAAUGGAAGAGUGGCCCGACGCUAUGGAGGAAACAUUGAACGAAGUUGGUUUCCCGCCGGCGAGUCUUGACUGCUCACUGUCACAAUACGUUGAUAUAGUCUGUGCAAUAUUUGACAUUCCAAUAGCGGGAGACACGCUCAAUGACAGAUUACAGGCGCUACAUUUGUUGUUUAGUCUGUAUUCAGCUGUCAAAAACUCGCAGUUGUACGCCGAUAGGAUAAAAGAGGAAAAGGGAUAAGCGGGGACGUACUGGAAAUUUAGGGGAGAGGCCUAUAUCCAACAGCGGACGUCAACAGGUUGAAACGAAGGUUACGUUCUUUUACGUUUCUAGUAAUAAAGGUCUUUUGAUUUAAA